This is a messenger RNA of Venustampulla echinocandica, 1422 nucleotides long. RefSeq names its product Oxysterol-binding protein-like protein. Lineage: Eukaryota; Fungi; Ascomycota; Leotiomycetes; Helotiales; Pleuroascaceae. Gene Ontology annotation, cellular component: membrane; cytosol; intracellular membrane-bounded organelle. Gene Ontology annotation, molecular function: sterol binding. The record is from RefSeq and is a predicted model, not a curated record. The coding region runs from base 1 to 1422 and encodes 473 amino acids. Gene Ontology annotation, biological process: maintenance of cell polarity; piecemeal microautophagy of the nucleus; exocytosis. The transcript is spliced from 4 exons.
AUGGCGUCCGCGUCGUCAGGGUCCAUAGAGAACUCACCACCAACGACUGGGACCUCGUCGAUGGAAUCAGACGCUUCAUCAAUAAAUCCCACACCUGUUGCGUCAGAAAAGCCGCCCGAUGAUACCUCAAAGCUCCGUAUGUUCUUGGGGAUUUUGCGGAAGUUCAUAGGUGUCACGGACAUUGCUUCUGUUCGAUUCUCGUUGCCAGCUCAGCUAUUGGAACCCACGCCGAACCUCGAAUAUUGGAAUUAUCUUGAUCAACCGAACACAUUUGUUGCCAUUGGAGACUCAGAUGAGCCGCUUGAUAGGAUGCUGGAGGUAUUACGGUUUUGGUUCACCAAGGAUCUUAAAUAUGUCAAGGGAAAGCCUUGCAAGCCGUAUAAUUCCGCCCUCGGCGAAUUUUUUAGGUGCAACUGGGUAGUGGAAGACCAUGCUCCGCCAAUACCUAGCCUUAAAGCUCUCUCCGAGAGCUCGGAAUCCUCUACCAAAUCUAUUAAAAGCAGGCCAACCACUCCAUCGGUCGCUGCUACAAAGGUUGGGAAGAUAACACCUGUUGUUCCUUCGGAACCCGUCACAGUUUCGUCCCUUACAGAACAAACAUCACAUCAUCCCCCGGUCUCAGCAUUCUAUGUCGAUUGCCCAGCGAAGGGUAUCUCCGCUCGCGGAUUCGAUCAACUUUCUGCGAAGUUUACCGGUACGAGCAUAAAAGUAACGCCAGGAGAGCACAACCUGGGGAUAUUUGUCACGCUUGAGAAGCGGGACAACGAGGAGUACCAACUCACUCAUCCUGCGGCGCAUCUGGCAGGUUUACUGCGGGGUAGUUUGAGUGUGACAGUGGGAGAUCAAUGUUAUGUGACCUGCACGAAGACCAAGAUCAAAACUAUCCUCAAUUAUUUGGAGGAAGGGUGGCUGGGAAAGACCCAAAAUAAGAUGGAAGGGGUGGUAUUCCGCUACGACCCCGACAACGAUAAUAUCACAAAAAUACGAGAUGUUCCUGAAAAGGACAUCUUGGCACGGGUGCAAGGCAAUUGGAAGGAGAAGGUCUACUUCUCCUUAGCCCCUAAAUUUGAUACCCAACUUCUCUUAAUAGAUCUUACCCCGCUAUCCGUGGCACCUAAAAUUCUCCCUCCAUUCGAAGCACAACUCCCUAAUGAAUCCGUACGGUUCUGGUCUGGAGUAACCGAAGCCAUCAAAACGCGGCAGUUCUCCCGCGCUACCACAUUGAAGCAGGAAUUAGAAGAAAGACAGAGAGAAAAAGCUAAAGCGCGGGAAGAGUCAGGCACAAAAUGGCAGCCGAGAUUCUUUACUGGUGUCGUUACACCGCUUGGGAAACCGGAGUUGACGGACGAGGGUCGGAAAGUUCUGGAUGGUUUGCAUCAGGGAAAAUUUGAGCUUAAGGAGAGCGAUGUCCUUGGUGCUUAA